Messenger RNA from Penicillium soppii, 1716 nucleotides. RefSeq names its product putative tetracycline-efflux transporter. The coding region runs from base 1 to 1716 and encodes 571 amino acids. Gene Ontology annotation, molecular function: transmembrane transporter activity. The transcript has 3 exons. Gene Ontology annotation, cellular component: membrane. Gene Ontology annotation, biological process: transmembrane transport. NCBI's taxonomy places the organism in Eukaryota, Fungi, Ascomycota, Eurotiomycetes, Eurotiales, Aspergillaceae. The record is from RefSeq and is a predicted model, not a curated record.
AUGGAGAACGAAGAACUCUUCGCGAACGAGCCCGAGGUCGAUGCCCGAGUGCGCGCCGGAGAGCCAAGUCAAAGAGUGACUGAGAACACGCGCCUAUUAUCCGAAUCCGAUGCAAUAUCGCAUCAACAGCCAUUCUACCUGACAGAUACUCGGCCGCAAUGGAGAAGACCGAGCAUCUGGUGGCUGCUUCCCUUCGGGCUACUGUUCACGCUGGGUUUCGGCGGACUUGCCGUUCCAAAGAUUAAUUUGAUAAUGUCGCUCAUUUGUCGAGACUAUCUUGCUGAAAAGAGCACCCAAGAUCCUGAUUUCACAUAUCUCCCCGUUCUAUUCGGCGAGCACAACCCGCAAUGCCAGAUCCCGCAAGUCCAGUCGCUUGUCGCCCAGUUUCAGCUCUACCUCAAUCUUGCAGCUGGCAUUCUAUCCGCCUUAGUAAGUCCCCGUCUCGGGCAUUUGUCCGACCGCUACGGAAGGACCAAGAUGAUUGCGCUGGGCGCGAUGGGCGCUGUGCUCAAUGAGGUGAUCACUGUGACAGUGGCUACAUGGCCAGACAAAGUCUCAGUGAACAUGCUCCUCAUUGGAUCCGUUAUGGAUGGACUGGGUGGAUCCUUCACCGGCGCACAGGCUUUGAUCCAUUCAUACGCCUCUGACUGCACGCCAAUCGAGAAGCGAAGCGUAGCGUUUGGUCUAUUCCAUGGUGCAUUGUUCUUUGGAAUCGCAGUUGGGCCUGGUGCUGCUGCGUUCUUGAUUCAACAUGGAGGUACAUUGCUUGUUUUCUACAUUGCGCUUGCAUUCCACGCCACAUUCUGUCUUUCGGUUUUCUUCAUCGUGCCAGAGUCUUUAUCCAAAGAUCGACAACUUGCCGCGCGCGAGAUGCAUCGCGCCAAAAAUUUGGAUGUCGACUCUCCCAAAUGGUAUUCAUGGCGUGUCUGGAACCCGCUGAAUCUGAUUACCCCUCUUGCGAUCCUGAUGCCUGCCGUUGGACGGCCGAGUGUCUUGUUCCCUAACCGUCGUGGUGCAAGCCCGGCUCUACGGCGGAACAUUGUUCUCCUGGCAGCUAUCGACACUGCUGUGUUUGGAGUCGCGAUGGGAACUGUGCAGAUCAUCAUCAUCUACGCCGAGUACAUGUUCAGCUGGGGUAGCGUAGAAUCUAGCCUCUUUGUCGCGAUCAUCAACGUGGUGCGCGUGGUCAAUCUUUUUGUUGUGCUUCCAAUCAUCUCACGGCUCUUCCGCACCCCAUGCAAGGAAGACGGACUUAUUCGUGGGUCUGACAAGUUGGACGUUGUUUUGAUCCGCACAUCCAUCAUCUUCGAUGUAUUGGGCUAUGUUGGCUACGCCCUGUCCCGACACCCAUUGGCAAUGAUCCUUUCUGGGGCCACUGCUGCACUGGGUGGUAUGGGCUCUGCAAUUUUGCAGUCAUCUAUCACCAAACAUGUUCCACACGAAAGAAUAGGUCAAAUGCUUGGUGCCACUGGCCUUUUGCAUGCUCUUGCUCGAAUUGUUGCGCCUACUGUCUUCAAUCUAAUCUAUAGUAUGACUGUCGCAACCCUACCGCAAACAGUUUUUGUGGCCCUUGCAGUGGUCUUUGCCGUGGCAUUCUUUAUGAGUCUCUUCAUAAGACCACAUGUUACCCUCGAAGGCGAACCCGCCGACCUCGGAGCCGAAGCAAAUGAAGACGGCGAUGAUGAGGAUAAUUCACUCUUGCUCGAUAGAGAGUAA